GUUUGAAACUGCUUAGAAAAAGUGUGCUCCAUUUUCGUCCGACCUUCUGCAAAGCAGAGCUCACGCGCUCUUCUUGGGUUCAUAAUGGAACUCGCGGCGGAUCUCAAAGUGGAGGAGACAUCGCCUGAUGAUAACAAGCCCCAGAACUCCUCCAGCAGCUCGACAAUGACGUCCGAUUCCUCUCCUAACCACGGCGGUGUCAGUCCAACAGCCAAGAGUGAAGAAGGCUCCGUGGCGUGGCCUCGCUCUUCUCAGACUGAGGGAACGUACUCGACAGACCUUUUCCAAUCUUUCCCAAAAGUCUGUCAAAAGGCAAAAAGCGGCGUGCAACUUUGCCAGGCCGUCUCAGCUUUUGUCAUUGAGCGUGCGGGACUGGAGAGCAAUUACGCGCAGUCACUGCUUAAGCUGGCACAGAGUGCAAAGGCUGAAGACUGGUCGAAGCAAUUUACAGAAUGCUGGGCCACAUUUCAAGAAGCCACAGAGCAUCUGGCUCAAGAGCGGUGGGCAUUUGCCCAAACCAUGCAGACCUCUAUUGUUCCUGGUGCCAAGGCCUUCGCGGCGCAGCAGGAAACUCAGGUGCAUCGACUCGUUUCAGAGGGGACCAAGGUGCGUUGGGCUCAACAGCAGAUGAUUUCUUCGAUGGAGAAAGCAAAAGAAAAGUACGAUCGCAAAUGCCAAGAAGCGAUCGAGAUCACGACAGCAAUGCGAAAGAGUGACAACAGCACGUUAGCAGACGUUAAUUCCUCGUCCUCUGACUCGUCAGAUGAAGUUUCAGCGUCAAAGGAGCUGACCGACAAACUGGCAGCAGGUGCUGGGCAAUUGCUGACAAAGAUGUGGGAUACCACGUCUUCUUUUGGACGCAACCCGUUGGAGCGACAGAGAUCAAAGUUGUAUAGCAGUCUUGAAGACGUUAUCGCCGCGGAAAAGCACUACGUUCAUACGGUGGAUUACACAAACGCGCAGCGACUCAUUUUCGAGCGGGAAAUCAAGGAGAAUUUGCACGCUUUUCAGCUUACAGAAGAGCAGCGUCUCGAAUAUCUUCGAGAUGUACUGAUGCGCAUGCAAAAGGCAUUUAUUAGCAUGUUUUCGCGGUCUCAGCAAUUCGUCGAGCGGAUGAAAGCAAGCGCCAACAAAGUUGAUGAACUGGCUGAUAUUGAAAAGGGGUUCCAAAGUCUUGGAGGCCAAGACGAGAUAGAUGUCGACCGAGCAGACUUGUCGACUAAUCCUUCCUACCUACGCAUGACGCAUAUCCAGGAGAUGUCGGACACCGGACACCGGAUGGUUGGAAUCAUCAACUCAGUGGUGACAGAAUUUAUUGCGAGCGAGACCCGCUUUUCACAUUCUCUGCGUAAGCUACUGCGACUGCACGAAAACGGUGGACACGCCCCACCUACAGAUCUAUUCGGCACAUCAUCCAAUACAAUGAACUUCCUGUCUGAUGAAGGUGCAUCGAUGGCGAAUGGUUGGAUGGCAGUGAAGGAUCAAGUAAAGCUUCUCCUGGAAGUUCACCAGGAAUUCCGAUCGCUACUUGCCGAGCCCGUGUCUCUCAGCCUUGCCACCAUGAAGAGUGAGUACGAGAGCGUUCGUGUUACUACACAAGAGAGCUUCUCGAAGCUGCAUUCGUCAUUGUGCAAUGAAGCGGGUGCUCAUAAAAAGCUUCAUCAAAAGCUUGAUACGAAAGCCAGGGACUUUGCGAUGACCUUUUCGUAUCUGCCAGGAGCAACCCCUGUCGCCACAAAUUCUUACGGCAUCGAUGUCACUCAGGCUUUGAUGGUGCUUAGUGCCAAUGCUCGUUUGUUUAAUGAAAAGGAGCGACGAUCGGAAGCCAAGCUCCGUCAGCUUGCGGAGGAAAUUCGUCAGCUACAAGCGCAAGCCACAGAGAGCACCAAGGUUUUAAAGCAGACGUACCAGAAUUAUGUUCAGGAAAUCGAGGUGUUUAUUUCAACAUGCAUGAAAAACGAGAAAUACCGGCUUCAAGUCGGCAAAAACUCGUUACAAUCGCUUGCAAAAGCCGUCGAGCACAUGCUGCAGGGAGGAGCGUCAGUCGGAAACAAGGCCUUGAUAGAAUUCGAGAAGAUCGAUCCAAGCACGGAUAUGGCCGAGUUUAUUCGAAUCAACCGGCAGCCGUACGAACGGACCAAGCGCAUCGUUCCUGCUUAUCACGGCAAUGACAACUUGAAAGAAGCAAUGCGAGAAUAUCUUUCGUCGCUGAGAGCUCCUUCAUCGAUAACCUCAGAAAACUCGGAUAAUAAUCCGCGAAGCCGCACAAGCAGCUUCAGUCCGUUUGGCGAGAUCAAUGCUUCAUCCGAGAAAAAAUCCCCGCGCACGAGAGUUAGACUGGAAGGAGACGAUCAUACAGCUACUGCAAACGAAAAUGGUGCAGAUGGUAGCCUCUCUGACGAGGAUGAAAGCGAAGAUUCUGGAACUGAACAAGAGGAAGAAUUCACCGAAUCACAGCCACUUGGUGUUUCCGAUUUCCAAAAGAAGUUUAAGCUCGAUUCACCGGAGCAAGUCGUUGAAAGCUUUUCGUGUGCACUCUACCUCUCCAACUUCCCGUACCAUGGUCGACUUUAUCUUACAAGGGACCGAAUGUGCUUCUCUGGAUGGAUGGACACAAUAUUCGUUGCUUCAUUCUCUGACAUUUCAGCAAUGGAGAAGAAAAACACAGCGCUGAUAGUUCCCAAUGCUAUUGAGCUCACAGUCAAAGGAGAGAAAAUAUUUUUCGCUUCAUUUGUAUUUCGUGAUGAAUGUUAUCAGAGCAUCCAGCAACUACGAUCCAUCAAGAAGGAGACAGAAGAGUUAAUGUCAGAUCCAGCAAACCACUCUGACCCAGAGACGACUGACAGCGAGUCUAGACGACGAAGGAGUUCUAAGGACUUAGCUGCUGUUGCUCCUAGUUCCGAAUCGAGCUCCACUGAUGCGACUCCAGUAGACGACAACCGUCCCCCGUCGUCCUUUUCUUCGAAAACUAUGGCAUCAACACCACCAACUAAUAUUCCAGACAAGGAUACUCUGCUGAGUGAGUACGAUAUAUUGAUGGACGAAGAGGUGGAAUUCAGUGUUGAGACUGCUUACUCAACGUUAUGGAUCGAGUCGGAUACUUUCUCGCGUAACCUACUUGAGGCGGCCGGCGCAACGAACAUAUCUCUCCCUGCUUGGGAGAAGAAAAGUACCUCGUACACAGCGGUGGCCACUCCAGAUACGUUUGAUGGCUCUCGUGUGGUUUCAUACACCCACAACAAGAAGUAUAUGGUAGGGCCCAGCGUCAUUCCGACCACCCAAACCCAGCGCUAUGCGUACACACCUGGUAGUCGCCUUGUUGUGAGCACGACAACAUGCGUUUCCGAUGUUCCGUACUGCGAUUACUUCCGAGUUGAACAUCGAUGGGUCUUCAGUGCUACGAAAAAUAGAGGCAUGUGCUUGGCUCAAGUGGGGCUACGCGUACAAUGGUCGAAAAACACAUGGCUGAAGAAACAGAUUGAAAGCACGACAGUCACUGAGGCUAAGGAUGCUGUAAAAGCAUGGUUAAACGCUGCUCUCGAUGCAACAAAGGAGCAGACAUCAACUGGAAGCAGUUCUAAGUCUCCAGCUCCUGCUAACAAACCUUCGGAACAGCCAUCUGAGUCUGUGAGCACACGCGAUGCUCCACCCAAAGAACCAACUAAAGAGGUUGAUAGCUCAACGAGUUCAUCAUCAACUGCGCCGAAUAAGGCUGCUUCUACUUCGAGCAACGGACUGCCGGCACAACUUCACCCUACAAUUCAAGCGGCAAUCAUCAUCUGUGCGCUGAUGUUUGUCUACACCAUGUAUCGAGUGUGUGCUGCGAUGAACCAAAUGCAAGCGUUAACAAGGGAGUCGCUGGUCCAACAGCGUCAGCAACAUGAGCUGCUAAAGGAGCUUUUAGAGAAGCUUGGAAGUACGAGAGAGCGAUAACCGACAACUUGAAACAUCUCCUUCAAUGGACACUGAAGUACUUGUGGCCUGGUGUUUAUUGACUAUACCCUUCUUCAUCUUCUUCCUACGUAACCACAAGUAACAGUGUCAAGUGCAAGCGAGUGAGAUAUGACCAAUGUUGCAUCAUACCUCGUCACUGUACGAAGGGAGAGUUGCAAAACUUAGCAUCGGAACGUCUUGAGGUCGGAAGUGUGGUUGACUCGUAUCUUCGGCGGUGAUAAGCUGGACAUCAUCCAGAUCGUCUGAAAGCGAGAGGAUCAAAGCAUGUUUGCGUUAGUUCUUCCACAAUCAACGACAAUUGAGUGAAU
Phytophthora nicotianae INRA-310 is the source of this 4262-nucleotide messenger RNA. RefSeq lists its product as hypothetical. The record is from RefSeq and is a predicted model, not a curated record. Gene Ontology annotation, biological process: intracellular sterol transport; septin cytoskeleton organization. The transcript is spliced from 13 exons. Gene Ontology annotation, molecular function: sterol binding; sterol transfer activity. Gene Ontology annotation, cellular component: cytoplasm; cell division site; endoplasmic reticulum-plasma membrane contact site. Lineage: Eukaryota; Oomycota; Peronosporomycetes; Peronosporales; Peronosporaceae. Bases 85 to 3933 code for a protein of 1282 amino acids.